AUGGAUUGGACACUCAUAAGCGGAAUCUCCCAUUGUUACCCGGCAGUCUCCCCAGAAAUACCUGCCACGACAGUCUCAGACGUCGCCAAACGAUGCCACCUCUCGUUGAGCUCGAUCUACAGCAAAUUCCAGAAAGACAUCGAGCACAUCAACUCUGACCUCGUUCCUGACUUGUCGUCCAUCAUAACACGUCAGAGAUCCAUGGUGACGGUCGCCGAUGUCACUUCAAAGACGACAUACAGCACACCAAGCCGGCUGAACUCGCUGAUCAGUCUCGAAAAACAGAACAGGGAGACGAUUUCCCAGGUUCACGAUCUGAUCAAGGAUGUACCGGAGUGGGCCUCGGCUCCACAGGUCGUUCACGAUAGCCCCAGUCUAUGUGCCACGACAUUGGAAAAGCAGUGGAUGGACUUGGCCUUGAUAUAUCUUCUGUCGAGACCUCAAAUGCUGAAUAACUCGGGUGUGAAGUGUCAGAGCCGAAUACUCAUAUACCAGCGACAGUGCUUGUCCAAAAGACUAGACGUCUGGAAACAGAAGCUGGCGGUCAGUCAAGAAGAAGACUGCUAUAUCACGGAACCAAGCGACUGGUCUUCUACUCAACCCUCUGCGGGUAUGAUGACGCCCCUGGAAGGCUGGAGCGAUGUCAAUAGCGAAACUACCGAGAGAGCUCCCGAAGACGCGGCCCCCAUCGAGUAUCUAGAGUUGAUCAACGCCGCUGAACAGACCGUAGAGUUCACGAGGUAUCUGGGAGCGCUCAUGAAGGUCAACUCCCGCAACAGAGACAGAUUCGUGGGAAUCUUAGGAGAGAAUUGUGCCGAAGCGACCGGAAUAUUACACAACAGAUACUCGCACCUCGUCAACAAUUUGGCAAAGCUUUUGCACGUACCGCAGCAAGAGCCGUCGCUGGAGCAUGUUCCAUCAGUCCUUGGUUCUCCUCUGGCUUCAUCUACACCUGACCAGGCUGCACACUUGCAGAGCUCAGAAUAUCCAGAUAUUGGUGAAUUCAGAAUCCUUUCGCCUAAACCAUAUCGCUCCAACUCUUCUGAUAUCGAAGAUAUGCCGCACAACUGUUCACAGCCCGAAGACCAAAAGUCUCUCUCCAGUAUCCCAGCUAUUAAACAAAGACACAACUCGGUUGACAUCCCAGCGUCACACUUGAAGGCAAGCCUGUUCGGUUCCGGCUCAUCAUGUUUCGCAAUCGGAAAUCGGAUCAGAUACUCGCACGAGUUUAUCAAUACAACUAGGUGCAUGUAUUUCGCCUUUAUCCCCUUGAUCGCCGAGUUCUAUGGCAUGGGAUUCGCCUUUCAGGACAUUGGGCGCAUCUGGUCCGAUUCACAUGUUCAAAGGCUGUGGACGGAGAACGCGACACACACAGCCAAGACUGUACAAGAAGUUGUUCAAGAGAUAGCAACAAGCGUUCGAGAGGUCGCCAAUCAAUGCAAAGCUUGGACUGUCGUUGUUCCGGACCGCGUAUUCUACGACUUGCAAAAAUAUCAGAUCCGAUUGCAGAGACAGCAACUCAUCCUCAACCUCUUGGUGCUUAUCAUGCGUAUCUUGUCAUCCAGUGAGGAGCCCGGCCAAAACUAUUGUAGUCGCCAUCCGGAGAAUAUAAGUUUUGAAAAUGAAGAAUUCUUGAAAGCUUGUCGAGACCUUGCUUCGACUGUCGGUAUAAGACAAGAGAUCAAGAAAAAACUGCUGAAGAUCGUCUCGUCAAGUUCAAAGGACGAGGAAAUUAUUGUCAAUACGGCCGAAGAAGAAAUGCCCGAUGCAGACAACUGGUCGUCCGGGGGAUCAUCAGCGGGCAGCGUAUCUCCAAAAGACGACUGGAGUGAUGCUGAGAGCGAUAGCUCUGGUAGUAGUUCUUCAAGUCUAUCGUCACCAUUCGAACCAACGCACGAGUGUCAAAACGCUGAUCCGACCAAGGACCAACAGGACAAAACCACUGGAGAUAGUAUUUUGGAGAUUAUGUUGGAUGGUUUUGAAGAUGGGGUCAAGCGAGAAGAGAACUGGUCGGUGGAAGCGUUGGUAGCCAGAAAAGGGGACCUUGCGAAGUUGGCCUUCCAUUGGACCAACGUGGAGAAUUUCGCAGGUCUCCGAAGGCCCGACCCGAUCCCUGCUCAUUGA
This is a messenger RNA of Aureobasidium namibiae CBS 147.97, 2124 nucleotides long. RefSeq lists its product as uncharacterized. Lineage: Eukaryota; Fungi; Ascomycota; Dothideomycetes; Dothideales; Saccotheciaceae. The record is from RefSeq and is a predicted model, not a curated record. Bases 1 to 2124 code for a protein of 707 amino acids. The transcript has 5 exons.